GCCGUCUUCGUUUAGAGCAAGCAUCUAUAUAUAAAUCAUAUGUUUCUUUUGUAUCUCCAAAUUGUACUCGAUGGAAUAGCCACUAUUUAUAUUUUGCUAGCAUUAUUAAGUCUCAUACUGCACUCAAAAAUUUAGCUACAAAAAUAGAAGAUGAAGAUGAUAAUAAUCUUAACGGUUUUUCUAGAAGUAUCCUUUCUAAUAUUUCAGAUAAUGAGUGGUGGAAAAACCUUAUACAAUUAAAGGUUCUUCUCGAACCGUAUAUGGCAUCAUUAAAUAAACUUCAACGAGACAAAGGCUGUCUCACUGAAGUUUUACAUAGCUUCAGAUGGAUUGUACACUAUUAUAAAUCUUGGUUUGGUAAACCUCCAUAUUCUAUUUUGUAUGAAUUGCAAUAUUAUGAAAAUGAAGAAUAUCCAUUUAAUAAAGAAUUUUUUGACCAAUUUGGUGGUAACGUUCUACAAUAUUGGAAUUUUUGUAAAGGAGUUGCUGUAGAAUUGCAUCUUGUAGCAUAUAAAAAAGUCCUUGCUAUGAGCCAAAUAAGAUCUGAGCUUUUACGUUCACGAAAUAUUGCGACAAUUGACAAGUUAUUAAAAACAUACAAGCAAACUAUUGCUAUUCUAUUUGAACAAAUAAGUUCCAAUGAUAAUAAUGAAGAUGAAUUUAUAUUAUCAGAAGAAAAUACUAACAAUGAUGAUAUUGAUACAGAAUACACCGGGGAUAGUGAUCAUAUGGAAGAAGUUAAAUGCGUAGAUGACUGGAAAAUUAAUUUAACUGAAGAAAAAGAUAAGCAUAUGCAAUCUAAUUCAUCUAGUUCAGAUGAAUUAGAAACUGAUUUGUAUGAUGAUGAAGACGAAGUAAUGCAUCAAGAUUAUUUAAUUCACCCUGCAGAUAAUUUGGGAGCAAAAUGGAAACUAACAGAUAUUUUUACGGAUUCAUUAAACCAACCUGAUUCCAUUCAUCUGCUUUUGGGUGAUUAG
Molecule: messenger RNA, 977 nt
Organism: Racocetra persica
Lineage: Eukaryota; Fungi; Glomeromycota; Glomeromycetes; Diversisporales; Gigasporaceae
Source: the annotation of a GenBank genome assembly